AUGCCGUCCAACAUCGAGGAUGGCUCCUAUUCUGAGCUGAGGUCCCUGGAAGGGCUGGUGUGCAAAAUGCUGAGAGGGCUGAGCGAGGCUCACGAGAAGACGGUGAGAGACGCCCUCCGAGCGCUUCCGAAGAUCCUGAGCCAACACCAGCGGAGGCUUUACGUGGGGUCCCUGUGCGUCCUCGUCGCGAAGAAACUCCGGCCUCUCCUGGAGGAUGAACGAGAGCUGGAGCGGUCUCUGGCCGUCCGCCUGUUCGGGGAGCUGCUGCCUUGGGUGAACAUCCGGCACAAGGCUCAGAUGCGGGAUCGAAUCCUGAGACACUUGGUUCCCUUCAUCCUCCACAUGAGAGAUUGGACAGCCACGUGUCUGAGAAUGCUACAGGGUCUCAUCAAUGACCAUAAAAACGCCCAUGGGAAUGCGCCGGUACCGCCACCGCCUGCUUCGCUCUCCAGGUGGAGGAACCCGAAGCUUCCUGCCUUUCACAGCCAAGCGGCCUUCGGUGCAGGAUACGGCCAGCAACCCUCCCGAGAUUACCCGUCCGGCCAGCCCAACGCCACUACCUGGAGGAAGAAAUACUCUCUGGUCAACACCCCGCCUAGACCAGCCUUGUCUUCGGCCAGCAGCGUUUCUCCGGGGACUUCCUGGGCGACCGAGAGCCGUGCCGGAAGGGAGGCUCCCGAGCCACAACUGAUGCUUUCGGAGGCGAAGGCCGUCUCCGGCACAAAGGCAAAUGUCGGGCUGCCAGCUGGCUCCGUGGCGGGUGAUGCCAUUGGCUCCGGGUUCCCGCCGGGCAAUCCAGGAUCGAGAAAGGCACCGUUGUCUUCUAGGGGAAGCCCGUCGGCAGGUCCUUGGCCUGUCAACGCGGACUCGAGACACCACAAAGAGACGUGCGCUUCCACUUUGUCCCACGUACCCCGUUGCAAAAGUCUGGCUACGGGUGGAAAUAACCGACCGGCGGCUGCUCAGAAGAAGCCCGUCGGGGGGAGUGACCUGACCCCCCGUUUAGGCAGGACUAUCAGCGAGAGCGCCAUUACGUUGAAAUCUGAGCCUCGGCGGUGUCUGGCCUCGCCUGAACAGGGAACAGGGUCUCUCCCAACCUGGAAGAAGCCACUCCCCCAGAUUUCACACCUGUCUGGUUCACACCGCCAACCCUCCCCUGCAGGGACAGCCAAGCUCCUCCCUACCAGGAGCGUGGGUCCGUCUGCCGGCUGUGCCCAUUCGGGCGAGGAGGCGUCUUCCAGCACUGGGACGAGCCUUCCGCCAAACAAGCCCGCCGGUUUUUCGCUCCAGAAGUCGUCUUCCUUGCUGGCCCCCAGCAAGUCUUCCCGCUUUAAGAGAGCCAACUACACCUGGGUGGCAAAUCCCAGCAAAUCCCCCCGAAGCGCGAAGCGGUGGGCCGUUUCCAGGACCCCUGAAAGCACCCCCAAGUUUGGCGCCUGCACGGCAACGACCUCCCCCAAGUUACAGUCCAGGGGAGCGCAUCUCGAGCCGGGGGUCAAACCAAAGAGACCCAGCCCGCAUUCGAAGCUGGCGGUCUCCUCCAGCCGGUACAGGUGGAAAGCGGCGAGUGCGAAGUCUGCUCCUUCCACCUCGGCGUCGGUCUUCACUUGGAAGCGCAAAGAAGGGGUUGGACCCGGGGAGGCCCCCUGUGUGGCCGCCAGCACCUCCCUCCAGGCACUGAGGCGGGUCCCUCUCGGACAUGGCAGCCCGCGAGGCUUCUUUGGAACUAGCGUUUUUUUUAAUUACCGACUGAGGAGUUGGCCCAAAACCCCAAAGAGGAAAGGAGGCGCCAGCUCUCCCACCCUGCUCCUGAAAAGCCGCUACUGCCUCCGGAAGCGCCACGCCACGAGGGGAAGGUCCUCCCCCACCGCCCGCAAAGCCAGCCCUAAGGGCCUCGUGCAGAUCAGCAAGCACCGGUUGCGCCGGCUGCCGGCCUCUCGCGCUCCUGGUUCGCCCAAAGAAGAUGAAAUAUAUCGCGUAGCAGCUCGCCUACGGUUUAAUCGCAUUGCGCUGGAGGCUCGCGAGGUUCAGGUUUGGAAAUAA
Messenger RNA from Thamnophis sirtalis, 2043 nucleotides. Lineage: Eukaryota; Metazoa; Chordata; Lepidosauria; Squamata; Natricidae. The record is from RefSeq and is a predicted model, not a curated record.